AUGGUAGCUCAAUCUGAUAUUGAGGCCAACCAUUAUACGUUGAAGUCAUGUGUGGAGACCAUGACUGCGGUCACUAACUUGUCUCACCGGCUUCAUAAUAGGACAAGUGAGGUACAUCAAUUAAAUGCCCAACUCUCUCUGCUGCAGCGCAUGUACAAGGAUACGCGAGCAGAGAUUUGCGCGCUGAAGGCGGAAAACAAAGAGCUGAAUCAGAAGGCUACCAUCAUGUUCCGAUUCGGAGGUGACACCGCUACCAGCUCCACCGUUGGUGGUGGUGGUGCUGUUGUUGUUGCCGCCGUUGUAGUGGCGGUGCUUGUGGCCGCCGAGGGUAUAUCCGAGAGGCUUCUCUAUGUUGGCAAGACUGCUGGGUACCAUAACCGAACCCAGGAGGAGAUGCAUGAGUUGCUUUUGAGUUUUGCGGAAGCUGGGGCUACUGUUGUAAGACUUAAAGGAGGAGAUCCUUUGGUGUUUGGGAGGGGUAGGGAGGAGAUGGAGUUCCUGCAGCAACAAGGGAUUCAAGUCCAAGUCUUUCCAGGUAAUACUGUUGCUUCAGGAAUAGCAGCAAAGCUGGGCAUUCCAUUAACUCACCGGGGUGUUGCAAAUAGUGUUAGAUUUGUGGGGUUUGUGCAAGCUGCAAAGAGACUGAAGACGGUGUUAAGAUAG
This is a messenger RNA of Camellia sinensis, 663 nucleotides long. NCBI's taxonomy places the organism in Eukaryota, Viridiplantae, Streptophyta, Magnoliopsida, Ericales, Theaceae. The record is from RefSeq and is a predicted model, not a curated record.